Molecule: messenger RNA, 324 nt
Organism: Alternaria burnsii
Lineage: Eukaryota; Fungi; Ascomycota; Dothideomycetes; Pleosporales; Pleosporaceae
Exons: 2
Coding region: 1-324 (107 amino acids)
Source: RefSeq, a predicted model, not a curated record
AUGGUCGCACAAACCUCUAAGCCAUCGAGUCGCAGCUCUUCUGUGACAGCGCCAGUCGAGAGUUCGUCGUUGAGCCAACACCAUGCGAUUGCGACUCCCUCGUCCUUGCGAGCGGCGCUCAAAAAGCCCUUCCAGGGUUGGUCAAAGGAGCUCCUUCGCGCAAGAGACGACGACGAUGAUGACUACAACUUCUCGAGUGGUAUGCGCCGUGGCGCCCAUCUUCCUGACGAUUUUGGACCCGAUAUCCAUGCGCAUACACCGAGUAGUUACGGCAACUUUAGCUUUGGAAACAACGGCGAACGGCGUGAGAACGACGGCGGAUAG